Alternaria alternata is the source of this 1270-nucleotide messenger RNA. Its product is annotated as S-adenosyl-L-methionine-dependent methyltransferase. Lineage: Eukaryota; Fungi; Ascomycota; Dothideomycetes; Pleosporales; Pleosporaceae. Gene Ontology annotation, cellular component: nucleus. The transcript is spliced from 6 exons. Gene Ontology annotation, biological process: peptidyl-arginine methylation. The record is from RefSeq and is a predicted model, not a curated record. Gene Ontology annotation, molecular function: protein-arginine N-methyltransferase activity. Bases 125 to 1156 code for a protein of 343 amino acids.
CUGUGCUUGGUACUACCAAAACCAAAAUUUCCCUAUCCUAACUUUUGACCGCAACUGCGCCAGUUUCUGUUCCCUCACUUUUGUUUAAUCACAAUCCACCUCCUUCUCCUAUCCGAAUACCAACAUGGCGAACCAACAAGAAGCCGGAAAGAAGGACCCCCUCACGGGCAUGGCGCACUCUGAGGCGCAUUACUUCAACAGUUACAACCACCAUGGCAUCCACGAGGAAAUGCUGAAAGAUGAGGUGCGAACCAAGAGCUACCGCGAUGCCAUCUACCAGAACCCCCACCUUUUCAAGGACAAGGUCGUCCUUGACGUUGGAUGCGGUACAUCCAUUCUCAGCAUGUUCGCCGUAAAGGCCGGCGCAAAGCAUGUCAUUGGUGUGGACAUGUCGACCAUCAUCGACAAGGCCAAGGAGAUUGUCGAGGUCAACGGCAUGUCGGACAAGAUCACCCUGCUCCAGGGCAAGAUGGAGGAGGUCGUACUACCUUUCGACAAGGUCGACAUUAUAAUAUCCGAGUGGAUGGGCUACUUCUUGCUCUACGAAUCCAUGUUGGACACGGUUCUGUACGCACGCGACAAGUACCUUGUCAAGGACGGCUUGAUCUUCCCCGACAAGGCCACCAUCUUCAUGGCUGGUAUCGAGGAUGGCGACUACAAGGAGGAGAAGAUUGGAUUCUGGGACAACGUCUGGGGCUUCGACUACUCUCCCCUCAAGGCAACCGCCAUCACCGAGCCCCUCGUCGACACCGUCGACAUCAAGGCCGUCGUCACCGACCCCUCGCCUGUCAUCACCCUUGAUCUCUACACUUGCACUGUCGCCGACCUCGCUUUCCGGUUACCGUACGAGCUCAAGGUGCGUCGUAGCGACUUUGUCCACGCCGUCAUCGCCUGGUUCGACAUUGAGUUCGCCGCCUGCCACAAGCCCAUCCGCUUCUCCACCGGUCCCCACACAAAGUACACUCACUGGAAGCAGACAGUCUUUUACCUCAAGGAUGUGCUCACAGUCGAGGAGGGCGAAACCAUUAGCGGCAUUCUAGAGAACAAGCCCAACGAGAAGAACCACCGCGAUUUGGACAUUAACAUCUCAUACAAGCUCGAGUCGAGCGAUAUGCACAGACAAGCGUCUGGCGAGGCCCAGUACAAGAUGUGCUAGUUGGUGUCUUGCGUGUACAGUGAGAUUUGGGACGGCGUCACUACCGUUCGGGCAAUGAGACGCCUGUGUCUUACAUGAUAGACUUAAUCGGCGUUUGGGCAAGGGUUUCGCAUA